GCUUGGUUGGUGUGUGAAUGCCAAUAAAUACAACAAAUGUAAUUGUUUUCCUAAUAUUUUUUAAGAAUUUGAAUGAAAAAGUGCCGAGGUAGUGGUGAAAGAUGAGUGCGACAAAGAACGGGCCUAUUGUGGACCCGGCUCUGUGUAGAUGUUGUAGGGCUAUAAAAAAAUGUAGGAUUCUCACCGCUGAGUACACUUGGAUGGAACAGAAGGAAGUGUACGCCGACAUGGUUAUGGACUGUUUUGGGAUUUUAUUAUCACAUGUUGACGAAAAUGAGAAGGACAGUGGCGUGUGCGCCACAUGUGUGGUACGAUUACGAGACGCGUGCGCCUUCCGCGAGCAGGUACUGCAGUGUGAGCAGUUGUUCCUGCAGGCCAAGAUGGAGGACAAGGAAGUGGAUGAACCCAAGAAAGAUGCAAUGGAUAUUGAACUCAAAACGGAGCCGAAAGACGACAUCAGCGACCACAAUUCAAUCGGCGAAAGGGACCAUGAUGAUGGGCUUUCUGUGGAUUAUUCGGCUGACGAAGAAUACAAACCACCGAAAGAAGAAGGAGGAAAGGAAGAAGUAAAAGUCGACCCCCCUCUACCACUACCUCUGCCGGCCCAAGAGAACCAAGAUCAAAAGCCCACAAAAGACAGUGAUUUCUCAGAUUCAUCAUCAAACUCGGACAAACCUCUCAAAAGGAAAAAGAAGACGACGAAGAAAAGUAAAAAAGAGACUGCAGAGAAGAAGAAGAAAGAAGGUAAAACGAAGACGAAGCAGAAAGCUGGAUCAUCCGCAAAGAAAACAAAAGCUAUAAAGAGGCCUCCUGUCGAAAAGAAGAACACUUAUGACAGAGAUAUGGACUGCAUGGCCGAAGAGAACCUCCUUACAAUAAUCCAGUACUCAUAUGUAUGUCCCUUUAAGAACCGUAGGAACAAUUACUACUGCUUCUAUUGCAAAGACUACUAUCCAAAGCCAGAAGACCUCAGAGAACACACAUUGACACACGAUACAAAACCAUUCCAGUUCCUAAUGGGUUACAAGAAAAUGCCAAAACUGGACAUAACUAGAAUCGACUGCAAGCUGUGUCCAAUGAAAAUCGACGACUUAAAUGUGUUCAAACAGCAUGUAGACCAAGUCCAUAACAAGAAGAUUUACUUUGAAGCGCCUGAUAAGAUUCUGCAGUACCGAUUGACGUGGAACGACCUAGUUUGUGUCAUAUGCAGCGACGUUUUCGAAGAUUUCAACACGUUACACACGCACAUGGUCGACACGCAUUUCAGUAAUUUCACAUGCGACAUAUGCGGCGUCUGUUUCCUGGAGAAACCUCGUUUAGACGCGCAUUUGAAACGGCAUAAGGACGACGAGAGGCACACGUGCGAAAUCUGCGGGAAAGUGUUCAAAUCAAACCACUACAAGGACAUGCACGUCGAUAUUGUUCAUAAAAAGAAAGCUAUCAUUCGCUGCCCGCGUUGCGACGAGUGUUUCAUGUCUUACGCGGCGAAAAACAAGCAUUUAACAGAGGCACACGGUCAAAAACGGACGUAUCCUUGCAAUUUAUGCGACAAGGUGUAUAAUAGACAGAAAACAUUAACGGAACAUCAAAGGAGGAACCACCAGAAAGUAUUAAAGCACCAGUGUGAAUACUGCGAUCAAAGGUUUUACCUACCUUCGAGGUUGAAGGAGCAUAUGGCGACUCAUACUGGAGAAAGAAACUUCAGAUGCGAGUACUGUGACAAGAGUUAUCCCCGGCUAAAGAGCCUGCAGUACCACAUAAGGACACAUACCAACGACAGAAGGUUUAGAUGUCAUAUAUGUGGACAAGCAUUUAUACAGAACGCGAGUCUCAAGUCGCAUAUAAAGAGUCACCACCCCGAGUGUGAUAUAGAAGGCUGCUACUUUUAAACUUCCAACUUACAAUAAGACUCGGUAUUUACCUCAGUGAGGCUUAGCAUAAUAUUACGUAUAUAUUGAAGUGAAACAGGCUAAUUGCAUGCGUCAUAUCGCGAACGGAAAAUUUCCUUUCUUAUUUCGGCGACACGAUGCGCAGAGGUGAUCACAGUUUAGAAAAACUGAUUGUGGUUUGGGAACACUGAAGGCAAAAGAUCGCGUGGUCAUUCACCAACUAGAUGGACUGAUCAAGUGAAAGACUCGUGGUCAUCCAAGCUCUACACAGUCGUAAGCGCUGGACAGAAACCAGUGGAGGCAGAUCAUCCGCUCCAGGUGCAACCCUGGUGGUGACCACGAUCCUCAGAUAUGAGGGACCGACCCAAGAGAGAGAUCGCGAACGGGCAUUUUCAUCUGGAAGAAACUUUGAAUCUGGAAGAAACUUAAAAUAAACAGCCUAUAUACCUGAAACUGCUGGACACAGGUCUUCCCUUAGUCAACCGGAUAGAUAGUGAUUAUAUCAGGCGUUUACAAAGCUAUAUAUACGAUAUUUUAGUAGGUUGAUACGUUUAGCGUGCCUUUAAUAUUUACUUCCAAAAAUGUGUCUAUCCUACCUGUUUUAUUAACUGUGUCAUAUUAUAAAUCUAUUGCUUGAGCUCAAACUAAGAAAGGUCAGGGGGGCUAAGAGGACACAUCGAAGCAAUUUAUCUAAAAAAGCAAUAAUGCAAUUUGACAUUUGCGCAUAUAAAAGUAAGUGCGCAAUGAAAACAAAUCUCUCUCUCUCUCUUUAUUUAAGAGCUGCGCUCUUGUCGGUGAAGUAAUCGCCAUUACUCCAUAGAUAGGGCGUGUAGAACGGUGGUUGCCCCAAUCGCCUUCCGUUCCGCAGUACACCGACCAAUUUCUCGGUGAUGUUCUAGCUAGAGCCCUACCAGAAUCCAUUUCCUCGGCCUCAAACCAGUACUGAUACCGCUGCUGUCCGGCAUCAGGGGUGGGUGAAAACAAACAAAGAGCAAUAUUGCUUUUUGAUUUGAUUUGAAUUGCUUCAAUAUGGCCAUUUUAACCCUCCUAAAAUCUGUCCGGAUAAACGAUGUUAGUGAUCGCAGACACAGCAUUUACCUAGCUAAUCGCUGACGCUAAUCUGUCCCGAUUUUAUAGGCCGUAUUUUUUAAAUUUUCUUUGUGAGUAAAUGUAAUAUAUUGUCGUGUUCUGUUCUCACCGACUUACGGUUGGUCUCCUGAGGUACCGUUUAAAUUGGUUCUAUUCAGUGACGGCCCUAGCAAAAUAUUUAGGUGGCGCGAGACUUCAAACUGAACUUCAAAGUUUUUUUUUACCCAAAAUUUUUCGAUUGGUUUACGGCCACCGAAAUUUACCUAUUUAAAUCUUUUAAAAAUGUUGUUUAUGGCCACGUGGUAUGAGUUUUAUGUGGCCGCAAUGUAACCCGAUGAAUUUAAUUUGCGGCCAGGGUGAACCUGUCUUGGUUGAUUUUGCUGGGACACACCUCGUACCGCGUUAGGGCUGCCACUGGUUGUAUUUGCCUUUAUAUGCUUCGUUGACCGAACAUACGCCUUUUUGAUCAACUUUUUUCGAUCUACGUAUGAUAUUUAUAACGUAUGCAUUUGCAGCAUUAAUUUAUUUAAUUUUCCAUUAUACAUUUAGUUAAUUGUAAAUAUUCUAAAUUACUUAACUUGAAUCUCUCAAUGACGAAUGUAUCUUUUGUAGGAUUGCUUUUGUUUUGUGUGUGUGCAGAUUUUAUCAAAAAUUAGGAGUAGACGUCUCGUAAAAUGGUACAAUUUAUUAUAAGGAACAAGAUCGGAAUGUAAGCGUGCAAUAACGUAAUAGCAAAAUUAAAACGUUCAUGAUUAUUUAUAAAACCAGUAACAAUUAUGAUAUCAUUUUUUAUAAAUUAUUUAAUUUACUGUACAUCACAAAAUAGUAUUAUAAAAAUAUUUCUCUUUAUUAGGAAAUUAGCAUAAGAAUAUAAUUUAGUGUAUAAUUUACAGUAUUAUUAUAAGAUUUGUAA
Molecule: messenger RNA, 3891 nt
Organism: Pectinophora gossypiella (pink bollworm)
Lineage: Eukaryota; Metazoa; Arthropoda; Insecta; Lepidoptera; Gelechiidae
Product: zinc finger protein 25-like
Exons: 5
Coding region: 102-1889 (595 amino acids)
Cellular component (GO): nucleus
Molecular function (GO): zinc ion binding
Source: RefSeq, a predicted model, not a curated record